This is a messenger RNA of Branchiostoma belcheri (Belcher's lancelet), 891 nucleotides long. RefSeq lists its product as uncharacterized. Bases 1 to 891 code for a protein of 296 amino acids. NCBI's taxonomy places the organism in Eukaryota, Metazoa, Chordata, Leptocardii, Amphioxiformes, Branchiostomatidae. Gene Ontology annotation, molecular function: zinc ion binding; nucleic acid binding. The record is from RefSeq and is a predicted model, not a curated record. The transcript has a single exon.
AUGGCUGAGCCACGUUCCCGGCUUCCCCCCUCCUUCGACGGCACCGCGGCCGACGAUUUCCAGCUUUGGAUUCAGCAGUUCGAUGUGUGGGCCGAUGCCCAGCAGCUGGACCAGGCAGCCAGGCUGAGGCACUUCCCCACCUACCUCACUGGCCCAGCCUUCGGCUUUUACACCGAGCUGCCAGCCGCGACGAAGGCCGACCUCGCCCUGAUCCGAGCGGCCAUGGUCGGACCCUUCGGCCGCACCGCCCUGCUGGAGGAGUUCCGUCGGGCCGCCAACGCGAGACCCCGUCGCCCCAACGAGAGCUUGUCAGUGUAUGCAGCGGAGAUUCAACGCCUGGUCCGCCUCGCCUACCCGACUUACAAUGAUGCCGGACGGGCUGGCGUUGCCCUGGACCGCUUCCUCGCGGGUUUGGACCCUGACCUGCGACACAGAGUCAUGGAGUUCGGCCCCGCUGACGUCGAUGCAGCCAUCCGUCAGGCCUCCAUUUGUGAACAGGCCCGCCACGCCGCCGCCCGUGACCUCCAGUUCCCCACGGCAGACCACACCGCCGCGAGGAUCACCUCGACCAGAGCCCCGACGCCGGACCCGACCGCCACCGUCGCGACUCUGGCAUCCAAGUUAACAGAGAUCGUCGACCUGCUACACGCUCAGGCUUCCAACCAACGCCAACCCGAGCACCAGCAACACAGCCGCCGCGACGACCGUGACCAGCCGCCCAAUCGACGAGGCAGCGACCGUCGAGAUGACCCCGCGCCACGCUCAGAGACCCGCCGCCGUCUUCCCCGCCGCCCCGUCCGCCCAGAUGAGCAGUGUCACCAAUGCCACGGGUACGGACACUACGCCGCCUCCUGCCCUACCCCUACCCCACCCUCGGGAAACGGACAUUAG